AUCUCUCGCUUUUUUUUUUUUGCAAUAUAAUGCACUUUCCUGCGCGGCGGCUGUGUGCGCGAGUGAGCCAGUGUCGGAGGCCGUUCGAUCAUUGGGAACCAAAACCCUAGCCAUCUCCUGCUCUGCUGCUCCCGAUCUCAGAUUUAGAUCGCUCGAUCGCUCUGCUCGGGAGAAGGGAAGAGAUGAACAUUUUCAAGAAGAAGACUUCUCCCAAAGAUGCUCUCAGAACGAGUAAAAGAGAAAUGGCAGUCGCCACAAGAGGUGUUGAACGAGAGAUUGCUUCCCUGCAGUUAGAGGAGAGAAAACUAGUUGCAGAAAUCAAGAAGACUGCGCAAACUGGGAAUGAGGCUGCCACCCGGAUUUUAGCUCGUCAGCUUGUUCGUCUAAGGCAGCAAAUUACUAAUCUGCAAGGCAGUCGUGCUCAGAUAAGAGGCAUAGCAACACACACUCAGGCAAUGUAUGCAAGCACCUCAAUUUCCACAGGAAUGAAAGGUGCAAGCAAGGCAAUGGCUGCUAUGAACAAGCAAAUGGAACCAGGGAAGCAGGCAAAACUCAUGAAAGAAUUCCAGAAGCAAUCCUCACAGAUGGACAUGACACUUGAAAUGAUGUCAGAGACCAUUGAUGAAACUUUGGACAAAGAUGAAGCAGAAGAAGAAACAGAAGAGUUGACGAACCAGGUGCUUGAUGAAAUUGGUGUUGAUGUUGCUUCACAGCUAUCUUCGGCUCCCAAAGGCCGGAUUGCCGUCAACAGCAAGAGAGCUGAUGCUGUCACAAGGAAUGUAGUUCAAGAUAAUUCUCAUGUUGAUGAUCUUGAGAAGCGAAUGGCAUCACUGCGGCGUCUCUAGUCAGGCAAAAUAUAUUGUUACUGGUCAGAUGGGCUGAUGCUUCUAUGAAGCUUGCAAGAAAAGUUGUAUACCUACCCUUCUGUUGGAUUGGUGUUUUUUGUGAAGCCUGCAAAAGAAAGAAAAAAAAAACAAAAGUCUAAUAUUGUGGAAGUAUUUUUGUGAAACUUUUAGUAUUUUGAUAGUAGAUCUCGAUUUAUCUGUUUUUAUACAUUUUUCCCCCUUUUACUACUCUUGAUGUCAAUAAUAAUGGGGCAGGAGGACAUCUAAGUCUCAUGGUAUAAAGCACAUUGUAAUUAGGUUACUACAGAUUGAAUUUCUAGUAGAUAAAUAUUGUGUUUUGUUUAUUUUA
Molecule: messenger RNA, 1194 nt
Organism: Zingiber officinale
Lineage: Eukaryota; Viridiplantae; Streptophyta; Magnoliopsida; Zingiberales; Zingiberaceae
Product: vacuolar protein sorting-associated protein 2 homolog 2-like
Exons: 11
Coding region: 183-845 (220 amino acids)
Biological process (GO): late endosome to vacuole transport; endosome transport via multivesicular body sorting pathway; protein transport
Cellular component (GO): multivesicular body; ESCRT III complex
Source: RefSeq, a predicted model, not a curated record